Messenger RNA from Harmonia axyridis, 3238 nucleotides. RefSeq names its product nuclear pore complex protein Nup93-like. The record is from RefSeq and is a predicted model, not a curated record. The coding region runs from base 1 to 2919 and encodes 972 amino acids. Gene Ontology annotation, cellular component: nuclear pore. NCBI's taxonomy places the organism in Eukaryota, Metazoa, Arthropoda, Insecta, Coleoptera, Coccinellidae. Gene Ontology annotation, biological process: protein import into nucleus; poly(A)+ mRNA export from nucleus. The transcript is spliced from 13 exons. Gene Ontology annotation, molecular function: structural constituent of nuclear pore.
AUGUCCUCAAAGAGAUUUACUAUACCCCCUGCUGUAGAGCUUGGUCUCCUGGAGAGGCUCACAGCAAAUGGUUUCCAUACUCAAGUGUAUGCCGACGAUAUAGUGGUGAUUAAGUGGUGCGAGGAAGAAGAACUAACUGCCAAUCCAUCAAAGACAACAUUUAACCUCAGAGCACCGGUUAUGAAUGGUCAGACUCUGAUCUUUUCAAGUGAGUGUAAUUGUCUGAGUGUUACUCUGGAUUGUAAGCUCAACUGGAGGAAAAAUAUAGACAAGGCUCUUUCUAGAGCCACUGCAGCCAUGUGGGCCUGCAAACGACUCUUUGGAAAUAGAUGGAGCAUGAAACUGGAUAUGAUUCUAUGGGACAAAAUAAGCGGAGCAACUCUGUGUUUUAUUUUGAAUGAGGUUAUACCGCUGAACGAAUCAUUUCAAAAAACUUAUUGGAAUUCUUUGUUAAACUGUAUUUUCAUUCGAAAAAUAAUGUCUGAUUUUUCUGAGCUUCUGCAAGAUGCAGAAAAAUUGACCACAAAUCUAGAAGGAACUAGUGAAUUGCCUAAAGUGGAAAGAUCCUUACGACAAGUUUUAGAAGCAUCUAACGAACUUUACAGUAGAGUAGCACAAACUGGAGCCAAGGAUAUUCAAGCAAAUUUAUUAUUAGGGUCGAAAGGUAUAGACCUACCAAAAAUUGUACAGAAAUUGGAAUCUAUUAGCACUAAAAGAACAUUCGAGCCCAUUGAACCAGUUGAAGAUUUGGAUCUCAGUAGCUUACUAGAAAAUGAAGUUCGAAAUUGUAUUCUGAAUGUUGUCGAAUCAGGUUAUAGUUCGUGCUUGAAAUCUGUCUAUGAGAAUGCUUGGGAACAUCAAGCAGGUGAAUGGAAACAGGAAAAGCGGAAAAUAUUACAUUCCAUGAUUGCACCAUCUGGAUCCUUCCUAGAACUUGGAAGCAAUAAGAGUAUAUUCAUGGAUGCGGCUCCUCCUACCACACCAUUUUUAGGUGUCAAUGAAACUUUGUAUGCAUCAAAAAUAAUUGAAUAUAAUAAUAAUGUGACUAAAAAUUCACCACAACAAGACUUGGUUUCUGUUUUCACAAAGAUUUCACAAGAAUUCAAAGAUGCAAAAGUAAAAGAUAUGUGGGAAAUGUUGAAAUACAUGAUUGAUCUUCCACCAUUUCCACAUUCAGAUGAUCCAAUCAAAAAUAGAUAUUCGAAGCCUGUAAUUAAUGCUUUGGUUAAUAGAGGAAAGAAAUAUUUAGAAGAUAGGUAUAAAACUUACAUGAACAAUAUCAUCAAUGAAAAUUUAACUUUGGCUCUCAGAGGUGGAAUACCUGGUACUUACCAUUUAGUCAAAAGUUUUGUUGGUAUUCGUCUUCAGGGUGAAUAUUAUGGGCUGAAUGAUGGUACAAUUGAAGAUAGACCUAUUUGGCCAAUGGUGUAUUAUUGUCUCAGAGCUGGUGAUUUGAACGCAGCUAUCUAUUGUUUGAAGAAGCAUAAUUCAGAUUUUAGAGAAAUUAUCAAUAUAUUAGAGGCCAAAAUCAAUAAUGCCCCUCCUGGAGAUUAUGCUAAAUUGGAGAAUAGUGUGAGAUUUGCUUAUCGAAGAACAGUUCGCAAUGAAACUGACCCUUUCAAACGAAUUAUUUGGUCUGUCUUGGGGUGUUGUGAUAUUGUAGAUGAACACUCUGAAGUGGCCAGAACUGCAGAUGAUUACCUUUGGCUCAAAUUGAGUCUUGUUCGAACUGAUUAUGACAAAGAAGACCAUAUUAAAUAUGAGGAAUUACAGAGAAUGAUUUUAGAGGAGUAUGGAGAAUCACAUUAUGAUGCUUAUAAUCAACCACACCUCUACUUCCAAGUGCUUUUACUAACAGGACAGUUUGAAGCAGCUCUUGAAUUUUUAGCUAGAAUUGAAAGAUACAAAGUACAUAGUGUUCAUAUGGCAAUUGCUCUAAAAGAAUUGUAUCUCUUAGGUGGGCCAUAUGAUCCUAGUGCCCCAUUGAUAAGCAUUGAUCCCAUGGACUCAAAACCAGCACGUCGUUUGAAUAUUGCUCGACUUAUUCUGAUCUAUGUGAAAAAAUUCGAAAUGGUAUGCCUAAAUGAAGCCCUUCAUUAUUUCUUCAUCCUGAGAAAUAUAAAUGAUUCUGAUGGAGUCAAUCUCUUCAAAAUAUGCACUAAAGAUUUAGCUUUAGAAACAAAGAAUUAUGAACAAAUUCUUGGAAAAGUUCAGAAAAAUGGAAUAAGGAGCAAAGGCUUAGUAGAUCAAUUUAAUUCCUCUGCCAUAACUGCUGAGAUUAUAGCAGAAAUAACUGCUGAUUCUCUUUGCAAAAAAGGACUAUUCGAGGAUGCAAUAGAACUUUACGAUGUAGCAAAUAUGCAAGAAAUGACCUUGAAUUUGCUGUGUUCAUUACUUUCACAAGUAGUUCAACUGCCUCCCCAAGCUGGUUCUUUGAGAGAUAGGUUGCAACAGAAGUCCGGUGAAUUAUCAGAGCGUUAUGAUAGGGAAGGAUACAGAAGUUCAAUGAAUAUUGUCAUUUCAUUCUUGAAGCUCAAAGAUCUACUUACAUUUUUCAAUUAUUAUCAUUCAAAACAAUAUAAUUUGGCACUAAAGAUAUUAGGAGAUAUUCAACUGAUUCCCUUGCAGUCUCAUGAAUUUGAGGAAAGGGUAAAAGGCUUUGACAGACUCAGCAUAGAACUUUGCAAAGUUAUACCAGACGUUGUAUUGGCUACCAUGAAUAUGCUUUUUGCACAAUAUCAAAAGUUGAAGGGAAAUGAUUACUUACCUUCAAAAUUCAAGAAUGAUGCUACAGAAAAUCAAUUAACCUAUCUCAGGCAGCAAGCUAAGAUUCUUACUGAUUUCACUGGAUUAUUGCCUUAUAGAAUGCCAGGCGAUACAAAUAGCAGAUUGGUACAAAUGGAAAUUUUAAUGCAUUGAAUGGAAUAAAAUUUUUGUAAAAUCAUAGUCAUAGCAUUCCUGUAUCUUCAGUUUCCAUUUCUAUCAUAAAUUUUUUGACAGAGAUGUCCCUGGAAAAAUCAAUGGAUUGCCCCAUUUUCAUCUGAAAGCGAUAUAUUAUGUUAUAAGACAUUUUCAGCAUCUCAAUUUACUUACUUUUCGAUAGUCUAGGAGCAUACUUUUAAAAGACUCAAAUUUUGAGAAUGUGUCUAAAAUCUCAAAUAUCUGUCCAUCCAACUCAUUUUCUCUUCUCCUGUAAAUAUUUUUUACUCUCUUAUUGAAUAAAUUGAUAAUAAAAAUG